Messenger RNA from Rhopilema esculentum, 2574 nucleotides. RefSeq lists its product as uncharacterized. The record is from RefSeq and is a predicted model, not a curated record. Gene Ontology annotation, biological process: Notch signaling pathway; cell communication; multicellular organism development. Gene Ontology annotation, cellular component: membrane. Lineage: Eukaryota; Metazoa; Cnidaria; Scyphozoa; Rhizostomeae; Rhizostomatidae.
AUUGAAACAUCGCAAUCGUGAUUCACUAUUCAAAAGUAAAAAUGUUUCAAUUUACUUGAUGACGUCUGUCAGCGCUCAUUGACAAAUCGCUGAAGGACAGAGGUGUCCGCAAUCUCAACAUUGGUCUUGAGGUGCUCAUGACCGGAAAUUGCAUUCUGGGCACGAAAUUUGCGCAUUUGCAAAUAUAUCGAAAUCGAUUAUUUGCUACUUAGUUGUUAUGGGGUCUUCCAAAACCGUGCUUGUAUGGUGACUUCCUGUGAGUAAUAAUUCACAACAGAAAGAAAUAAGGAGAACAGGAAGGUACAAUCGAAAGCGUGUUCAAUUUUUCAAAGAAUCGAUGUCGCUAAAGAAGCUGGCCUUCGUUUUAUUAUUGGUUCACGCGCUAAUAUGGAGCGUGAAUACAGAUGGAGUAUUAUCGAUGAAACUUGUUCAUUACGAAAACCCGGGUUCACUGAAGUCAGACAGCACAUGUUGCGAUGGUACUGAUACAAGCACUGGCGAAUGCAAUACCUGUGAAUACAUGUUCAAGAUCUGCCUUUCUGACCCUCGUGCCAAGCCGUGUUCACUCGCAAACAUCUUUACUGACUGGGUAUCCAACAAAGAUUACUACUUGUUUGACCCAUACAUCUAUGUAAAACCAUAUGGUGACGCGCUGGGUAACCCAUUGCAGAUACCUUUUAGGUCGUGGAACAACAGCCUUCUUUUGAAGUUUGUCCUACUGGAUGAUGAUAAUGCUGGUGCUUCAGACCUCAUAAGCACAAUGGAGAAGAACGUGACCAUAAAUGCGACCAGAAGUGGCACAAUUGUCCAGACUUGGGUGGUUUUGGAGGGAGAACGACGAACCACUGGUGUUGUACCAAAACUUUCCGCUCAGAUAAGUGUUUCAUGCAAAACCAACUACCUCAUACCAAGCUGCAGUGAUUACUGUGUGAAUACCGAUGAUGCCUCGGGGCAUUACGUAUGCAACUACAUGACUGGAAAACGGGAUUGUCUAGCUGGUUGGUAUGGUGACAGAUGUGACAAGAAGAUUUCGAUAUGCAACCCAAGAAACGACAGCUUGGGACAUUACACGUGCGAAAAGAUGACUGGGGCAAAGAUUUGCUUGCCUGGCUGGCGCAAUGAAUCAAAGAACUGCACCGAAGAGAUAAUGAGAACAGCAACACCACCAAACUCGAAGACUAGGUUGCUUACAGUAACAAGCAGCUACUCUACCACAGAAACACCACAAAACUCGAAGACAAGGUUGCUUACAGUAACAAGCAGCUACUCUACCUUAGAAACAUCACAAAACUCGAAGACAAGGUUGCUUACAGUAACAAGCAGCUACUCAGCAACAGAAACACCACAAAACUCAAAGACAAUGUUGCUUACAGUAACAAGCAGCUACUCGACAACAGCAACAACCCAGAUGUCUGUUACCUGGAUGUCCCCUUCCUCAAGCAGAACACUCAUUGAAACAACAGAGGUCUUAGUUCAUCGCAGCAACACUCUUUCCAAAAACAUUUCAACGAUUUUCAUCUCAAAGGAAACAUCUUCUGUUGUACCGUUACAUUCAACCUCUCAUCUACACCGAACAACUUCGACUCAAGAUUUAGAACCAAAGUCGCACUCAAACUUCGCAACAGCAUCGUCCACAGGGCAAACGAUAAGCACAGUGCUUGGAACGCCAAGCAGACCUGUGGCAUUAACCACUACACAGGGAUACACAUUGAUUGGCUCAAAUAAACCCUCAUCUAUGCAACGCGACAUGAGUAUGGAAACACAAAGUGGGCCUGAUUUGGAAAAAGCGACACAAACAGACAGCAUGAGCCUGGUUUCCAUAGCUGCAUCACAUACAACUCAGAAUCCACCAGUUAUCAAAACAGCAUCCCCAACAUUGCGCCCCAAAAUGGAAAAGAUGAUGGAUUUUGGGAAGCUGGUUGCCUUUAUCGUUUCCAUCGGUCUUCUUAUACUUUUAUCGGCAACUAUUCUACUCACACUCAAAAUGAAAAAUAAGAGAAACAACCGUAUUCAACCGAUAAAGCUUGGAAACAGAUACCAACAGAAUUCUGCAUUCUCGAUGUCAUCAAGGCAUUCCAAAGCCACAUCAUGCCCGUCUAUACAAGGUUUGGCAGAAACCAAAAUAGGUGCAUUCCUGGAGCCCAAAAUGGUGGAUGUUGAUCGUAGAAGUGCAAAUUCUAGGAUUUCACAAGCACGGUGGAGUUCAGCGCACAGCAGCUGCGAGCAACAACAACAUCCGCAGCAGAAAAGAGCUCAGCCAAAAGGAGAAAGCUUUGUUUCGACAAUAAACACCCCAAAUGUGCUUUUACCGAAGGAGACAUACCUCCUUGUGCCAACAGACCCAUACUUGCGUCUGCAGAGAACUGACUAUAUAUAGAUCUUGUACAUUUGAAUGAAAAUAAUAGAUUUAUAUUUAUUUGUUGCUAGAAAAACUCUAGUUUAUAUUCUUGAAAUGUUUAAUAAUGUAAAUACCAAGGGCUAAUAAUUCACUGUUUUUUAGAAAAUUGGCAUGCCGUUGUAAAAAAGUCGUUUGUAAAUAUUUAGAUUGGCUAGUAUUGAAUUUUCGGGAAACAA